Molecule: messenger RNA, 1296 nt
Organism: Solea senegalensis (Senegalese sole)
Lineage: Eukaryota; Metazoa; Chordata; Actinopteri; Pleuronectiformes; Soleidae
Product: trace amine-associated receptor 4-like
Exons: 1
Coding region: 127-1080 (317 amino acids)
Biological process (GO): G protein-coupled receptor signaling pathway
Cellular component (GO): membrane
Molecular function (GO): trace-amine receptor activity
Source: RefSeq, a predicted model, not a curated record
CAGACCAGGUUUAAGAGCAUGUCAUGAAACAUACAGAUACUUUGUACUGCUGCAUUCUUAUGUCACAUGCAGGUGCAAUUUUCUUAAUGUAAGGUAGGAUAUUUAGGUAUUAGUGAUCGUUUAAGCAUGGAGUCUUCAGAUGUUGUUGUUUUUAAUCAAUCAGCAAAUGUGCCUGACAUAACUGCAGUGACUAUUUCAUAUCUAUUAUGUAUUUUUGGUGGCUCUUUGUCAGUUCUCAUAUUGUUUGGAAACCUUCUUGUAAUAAUCUCUAUUGUUUACUUCAAACAGCUCCACACUCCUACAAACUUCCUGAUGCUCUCUCUGGCUGUGGCUGAUCUGCUCGUUGGGAUUUUAGUUGUGCCUUUCAGUGUCGUGCUCUUCGUGAAAUAUUGGCAUCUUGAAGAUUUACUUUGUAAGGUACGAGGCAGUUUAGAUGUGUUACUGUGCAAUUCCUCCAUUUGGAGCUUGUGCUUCAUUUCUGUUGACAGAUAUUACGCAGUGUGUCAGCCUCUGAGAUACAGAAUUAAAAUAAAUGUCCGUGUCGUUGAGAUCAUGAUUCUGGUGUCCUGGACUAUUGCCACUCUAAAUGGAAUUAUUUCCACAUUAAAGGCCCCAGACAAAGGACAAAGAAACAGAUGUGUUUUAUUUCAACCGAAAACACAGAGUGCAGUAGUUGUUACAGUUUUUAUUGCAUUUGGCAUCCCAGCUAUUUUAAUGUUUGCAAUCUACCUAAAGAUUUUGAUGGUGGCACAGAAACAGGCACGCAGCAUCCUAAACAUGGAUAAAUCUGGUGCAAAUGUCAGUAAAAUGGAGAGAAAGGCGACUAAAACUCUGGCUAUUGUGGUGGGGAUUUUUCUCAUGAGUUGGACGCCUUACUUUCUGUCCAUCAGCUUUCAUCCUUUGAGCAAUUAUACAAUACCACUUCAUGUACUUCAGUCAUUUAAGUGGCUUGGAUGGUCAAAUUCAAUGUUCAAUCCAUUUGUGUAUGGUUUCUUUUACAGCUGGUUUCGAUCAGCGUUUAGGAUGAUCAUUACAGGGAAAAUAUUUACAGAUGAUUUUUCUAAUUCUAAACUCUCUUGAUUCACUGAUGUGUCAUUAAUCGGGUCUUGCUCUAGGAAUGUGUACAUUCUCACAUCUGUGUAUUCAUUUAUGCACGCAAUUUUCUACGUUAUGCAAUAACUGUCUGUUUUUUGCAACAGUGUAUAGGAAACAUUUUGAGAAGUACAUGACAUGCAACGUGAUGUCCUCCUAAAAAAAUGUGAUGUGUCAAUCUAUAAACCCUAAUAUGUAUCUGUA